This is a messenger RNA of Spirometra erinaceieuropaei, 714 nucleotides long. NCBI's taxonomy places the organism in Eukaryota, Metazoa, Platyhelminthes, Cestoda, Diphyllobothriidea, Diphyllobothriidae. The record is from the annotation of a GenBank genome assembly.
AUGACAGGACCGGAUUCCGGACACAAGUUUACUGGAGCGGACGGGAAUCCUCAGUACCUACGCCAUACUGAGACAGCUGUAACUGCCUUGGAGCGGCCACUUCGUCCGGAUGGACGACGAGCGGCUACCCAAACGACUCUUCUACAGAGAGGUCGCCACGGUUUUCCGCCGACAAGGAGGUCAAGUCCGUCGCUACAAGGACACUCUGAAGACCUACCUGAAGCGUCUGCAGAUCAAUCCGGCCAACUAGGAAGACCUCGCACGAGACCGACCUGGAGGACAGUGAAGACAGACGCAGCGAUCUACGGCACCGCACCACCGCCGUCAAAGCCAAACGCGAGGCUCGCAAAUCCCAACUGCGUCCACCUCGCAACGCCAACAAUAAAUCACCCCGACUUGCCCACGCUUCCAGCGGACGUUCCGGGUACCAAUCGGCCUCGUAGGACAUCUUCGUACCGACUGCAGCACCCGCACUUCAUCAUCCAGCUCUGCCUCAUCCUCUACGCCGCCAACUACCAUUGGCCGCACUCUCGAACCCCCAUUACCACCACCACCACCACCACCACCACCACCACCACCACCACCACCACCACCACCACCACCACCACCACCACCAUCAUCGUCAUCCUCAUCAUCAUCAUUGCUUUAACAUCCGCUACGGUGGCUCCUUUACCCAUCACUACUGCACACAAUCCUGACACACCAACAAUAUAA